Funneliformis geosporum is the source of this 162-nucleotide messenger RNA. The record is from the annotation of a GenBank genome assembly. Lineage: Eukaryota; Fungi; Glomeromycota; Glomeromycetes; Glomerales; Glomeraceae.
CAAUUGUGUACAACAAAGGACAUUUGCAUCAGAGAAAUCACAAUACUCGGAGGAAAGUUAAUAUUUGGACCCAGUUUAGACCAACCAGCGUCAAGUAUAGAAGAACCAUUAGAGUCAUUAUAUCCACCUGAUUUUCGGGAGUUACAUAAUCUAAAUGCAUGA